ACUCCAUAUACAUUCUUCAAGAGAACAAAUAGCCGAAACUUGAGUAAAUCAGCUCAUUUUCUGGAGAUCUAUUUUUAUUAACUUUGUUAUUGCUUGUAGUAGCGUGCUGGGGCCGGUUGUACGUAUUUGAAAGCUGGAUAGCGCUAUCCACCGGAUAGUGAUUUUUUCAAUCGCUUUGAAAUCAUGCACCAGUUGUUUGCUAUCACUUGGAUUAAAUGUUAGUAUUCCUAAAUCGAGAAUCCUCUUUAAUAAUUGUUGGUUCCAAAGAUGAGAUUUUAUCGCUUUUGGAGCAUUUGUAUAGAACGGUUGCGCUAUUCAGCUUUGGUACAAGCGCCCCCUGAUUAAUUUGAACAUGAAUUGAAAUAUACCACCAGAACGGAAGACUGCACUUAACUCCUAAAUACAAAACUUCAUUUACGUAAAUGAUUUCCUUCUUUAAUAUUCGGUCCCGUUUUCACGGUGCCGGAUUGCUAUCCGAAUUCCGAAUUGGUCAAAUUUUGCGGUUAAUGAAUGGUGAAGAUCCUCAUGCUCAAGUCCAUAAUGAAUGAUACGAGAUCUAUCAGCAUUGACUUCAACGGGAAUAUGUCGUGCAUGACGUCGAUUGACGUCAACGGGAAUAUGUGGUGCAUGACGUCAAUUGACGUCAACGGGAAUAUGUCGUGCAUGACGAACGAAUCCGGAUAUGGUGUAAAGAAAGGGCUGGAAGGCUGGAAAGCUUGCAUAAAUGAGAACCACCAACCUUGCCAACAUACGCAUAGAUUGUAGUCUUCCAUUCUGGCGAUGUUUAAAAGUAUUACUAAAAGCAGUUGAUCUUAAAACGAAACCUGCAUGUAAUUGUAGUCGAACUUUGCAUGUGCCGAACCUAAUGUUAAUAUGCUGAAGUCUUUGUCUAAGUUUAUUUGCAUACAAUUGGGCGCAUGAAAUGUUCGACGUUUGAAACAGGUCUGAUAAGGUUCUGAAUAACUAACAAUUAAUGAAAGUCAUACUACAUAUGCAAAGUAUUGUAUAUAUUUUCAAAGUUAUAGCAUUUUCACUAAGCCGGCCGCGGGACGGCAAAUUACAAUCGGUUCCCUUAGAUGAUAGAUUUACAUUUUGCAUCUCGAACCUAGUUAUCUGAUUUUCUCGACCAUUUACAAAACGACACAAAAUGUCAUGGGUACUUAAUAGCGUAGUAUAUUACUGGCGUAAUCAAGUAAUCCAAUACUAACAUCCCCUGGUUACGCAGUACUUGUAUCGUCGACAGGGGAAAUUUGGAUUUCCUGUGUUUGUUUAUUUAAUUGCUUCCCCUCGCAUAUAAAGUAGGACUUGGUGAAAUCAUUUGCACAGCACACAGUCUCACAAUAGCAUCGUAUACAGAAGACAUUUGCACGAAGAAGAACUAGCCAAACUCUGAGAAGAAAAAUUGAAUCUACAACGUUUACAUUCAGUUGAAGUCUGGCAUCAAACCUAACUCAGAGAGAUUCAAAAUGCAUCUCCUAGAAAUUUUCGUUUUGAUGACCGUUUUGUUACCGAUCGUAAUAUCAGCGGAAGAUGUGGACACUCGGAAGAAACGAUCAGUAUCCUACGCCGUUGAGGGUUGCUACUCCUCAUUUUCAAACGUGGGUCUAAGAAAACGAAUGCGUGGCCACAACUCCAACGUAAAGUGCCAAGAAGUAUGCAGGGACAAGGGUUACAUUUUGGCCGCGACGAAUGGAGAUAACUGUCUGUGUGGAAACGUGUAUCCCAAAGGAAAAAAAGUCGCCGAUAGUCAUUGCACCAGCAGAUGUCGAUCGUGGUCGCCCUGUCAAGGACCUCAAAGCUGCUGCGGUGGAACCAGUGCUUAUUCUGUGAGCGUCGUUGGCAACAUUGAUGUCGCGAAACAAGUUCUUCGUAGACUAAGUCACGAGUGGCAGACGAACAAGAAGUACAGAGAUCACAUGAGAAAUUUUGUUGCGAUAGGCAAAAUUCCAAGAAAGAUUGGAAAUCAUGUAGAGAAAUGGAAGAAAUCUUUUAACAAAAAAGGUUGGUCGCAAUGCGGAAAAGACAGGUACAUGACGGGCUUAUAUAGGAAGAAGAAAACAAAAAAUGACCCUAUUUCCCUUCUCGAUCAGGCAAAAUGUUCCGAUGUUCCUGGCCUUCUGUAUUUAACAAAAAAUGAUCGGGAUUGUUAUAACCACAAUUGGAAGAAAAGUUUCGACAAAAAAGGUUGGUCGACAUGCAAAAACGGUUACUACAUGACGGGACUCUGGCGAAAUUCGGGAAAUAAAUUAGACAAAAUCGAACAAGCCAAAUGCUGCCGACCAAAGUUCCAGGUGAAAAAAUGGGGACAUUGUUACAAUCAAAACGUCCAGAAAUCGUUCGGUAGCAAGGGAUGGAGCAGUUGUAAAAGUAGAUACUACAUGGCGGGGUUAUACAGGGACUCGUGUAACAAAUUAAGCUGCUUGGUUAAAUUUAAAUGCUGCAAGAUGGGAGCUUACAAUGAAAAUUCGUGGGUAAGCAAACCUGACCUUGUGAUAAAAGUUAAAGAUACUUCCGGACAGCUCAAGCAGUGCUCAAUUAAUUCGAUGGAUAAAUCUGCUGAUAGCAACACAUACAAAUGCAACACUAUUUCCGAUCGCUCCGACAUUUUGGCACUCAACGCUGCGAGAUUCAACAUCGAAGAAAAAUCGCCACUGAACGUCGCAGCACCUCAACCAGUUAAAGGUUUCCGUCCAGUCAUAUGCUCCGCUCAUCCUAAUCCAUACAAGUGCACGAAGUGGCUCACGACAUCUGUAUCAACUUCGUCCAGCUUCAAGAUCGGUUCAGGAGUCUCUGUGGCGGUAAAAGUUGGGGCAUCUGUGCAAGUCAGUGCAGGAUUCUUUGGCACAGGAGCGAAAAGCACCUUUACAACUGAAGUCACGACCACAGCCUCUUUUAAUGUCGAAUCCAGCAAGACUAAUACUUACACGACAACGGAUAAGACGGAUGUUUCCAUUGAAGUGCCGAAAAACACUGAAAUCACCAUCAACCUUCUCAGAACUGUUGAGGACUUGGAGUACAAAUGGAAUGCAACAUUCGAGUUGUUGGGAAAAUAUUUUGCUAAAUGGAGCAAUGGUAAGCAAGUCUCUCAAGAUGUGACGACUGUGCUGUCUGGGUCGAAAAGACAGAUGUACGUAUUUGGGAGUUGGAAUUACCCGAGCAGAGAUGUCUUGAGAGUGGUGAUCACGGACAAGUAUGGGAAUAAGAAGUCUGAGGGAUGUGAUCAUGAGGCAGGAAAAGGAGAAAAUUGUGAUUUGUGAGGAAGACAACAUAUGAACAGGUUUUGUGAACUUUAUAACACUUACUAAAGUAUUCAGUUGCGUCAUUUUGAAUAUUUAGAGCGAGACGUUUAGGUCAUCAAUAUUGUAGCUAAGAUAUAGUCGAAGGCUUUUUGUUAGAAAACUUUUUCUUUGUUAAUUAACUUGGACGAUAUUACGGAAUUAGAAAUAUAGUCGAAACAAAGUAGGUGUGUUUUUUCUUAGUAAAUUUCAAUGGCUGUUUAAAUCACAUUGCAUCGACUGGUUAACCAAUCUUUUCUUGCAUGAUUACUGCGCAUGCGGAAACAUAAGAAAGCCGCACUUUAGCCUUGUUGACGUCACCAUUUGAUAUUUCGGAUCGUGUCCGAUAUGUUAACUUAAUCGAAUCGUGUUGAUGUGUUAACUUAAUCCGUGGUUGUAAGCCAAAAUUUUAAAAUACUCUUAUAAUUUAUAUCCUGUAUGAAUAAUUGAAUCUACACCUCGUGCAUUGAAUUCGUACUUUCAUUGAAAAUUAAACUGUCCCAUUCCAGUAGCGAAGACAGCUAUUGUACCAGCAAUUCAAAGUUCAGGUUUUUUAAGGGUUAGAGACUGUUCUGAGUAUUUUGUUGAGAAAUGAACGCAUUUGGUGACCCUACAAUGAACUCGAGAUUUCAAUACUGCACGAGGCCGUAGUUCAUUAUGGUUCAUUGCUGCAUUGAAGAUCCAAGCUUCGUUGCAUAACCGUGAUUUUCAUGGGUUAUUGCGUAUAAAUUACCACUCUCAUGAUCUGUCGCCAGGCAACAAGAAACCACGUGAUUGAUUUUGACCAAUCGCGUGAGUAGAUUUAGGCCAAUGCACGAAAAUUGUAUAUAUUAAUUGCGUUCGACGAAGGAGAACGCUUCCUAGCUUUCCUAGUUACUCAUUCAUUUCAUUGUCAUACCGUAUACUUACUUAACUGAUUUCUUUUUCAAAAUCGGUUGUUGGAAAUCAACGGUAAUAAUAUUCGUUCAGAAAAAUUAAAACUCAAACCGAAAAGUCUUUUUAAACGUUUUUAAAUUGUUAGUAUAUUUAAAUGUAAGAUAAUAAAUUUUUAAUUUUCCUUUUUUUUUUCCAUUAUAAGACGGCUGGUUGUAGUUUGUACGCAUCAGCAAUGCUACGCAUUACGCAAUUAACAUUAAUUUUUAAGAUCUCUAUACACGCGAAAAUACCAAACAUGUAAUAUGUUAGAUUGUCAAAAGCAUGAAAAUAAGAGGUUCUUUAUAAAUAAUUUUUGUAUACUUCACCUGAGCAAUUUUACAUGUGCUAUUAUUCUUUAAUUAAAGAUGUUUAAUUUAGCAGAAAAUCUUGCCUCU
This is a messenger RNA of Dendronephthya gigantea, 4585 nucleotides long. RefSeq lists its product as uncharacterized. The record is from RefSeq and is a predicted model, not a curated record. The coding region runs from base 1467 to 3257 and encodes 596 amino acids. NCBI's taxonomy places the organism in Eukaryota, Metazoa, Cnidaria, Anthozoa, Malacalcyonacea, Nephtheidae. The transcript has 2 exons.